CUGGCUACACCCGUAAGACGGGUCGGGGAGUUGGUUCGAAAGGAACUACGAAUGUCUCCAGUGUAAAUCUGCAGAUGUGUCAUUGUUUGGACAGUGGAAAAGGUUAUAAAUCACAAAAACCCAAUGACAAUGCCAAGACUGCAGCAGUGCAUCUGAAUUACAACUGGGAAGGAUAUCAAAUCGAGCCGAGCUGAAUCUGAACCAGUUGCAUUGCAUACUAGAGUGAAUGGAGAAAACAGUGAUGCUUAAUGUUUAAAUGGUUUACAAGUCUGCUUGAAAAAAGAGAAAUGCUGUUGUUCAAAACAUUCCUGCAGGUGACUCUAGUCACUGGUGCAGUGUGUUCACUAGUCUACUUUGGGUUUUUUGACAAAGUAAAUGUUGAACUGGGAUACAAGCAUUAUGCAGAGGAAACCAUUCUUAUACAAUGGCUACCAGCUCUGAGACACAUUUUGAGGAUGCCUCUAAACACACUUGUGUGUAUUGGAUAUCUUGUGGUUGGGAUCCACUGGCUCAUACAUACAGAAGACUUGGUGGAGGAAAAAUCCCUCAUGUAUACUGAUGGCUAUGUGAUGACAGUCUUUAAUUGGAUGUCAGUGUUUUAUGGCCCACUUCAGUGUCUGAGAAUUGUGACACAGUUACAUCCCUUUGCAGUCUUGGACCAGUGGGUGACCCUGCCUUUCUUUGCUUGGGUGGUGGUCUGGUCUGUUCAUUGUGUCCGCCAUAAUAGUCAGUCAUGGAGCACAUCCAUCCCAGUCAUAUGUGUAGGACUGUCCCUAUCGAGCUACUGUUUGACAUUGGUGUGUAACUAUGGCUUUGAAAUUUGCCUAGUCAUUCAUAUUAUUGCAUCUGUUGUUGCUGGAUUAAGAGCAUACAAGAGGUUUUCAAAUGAUGAGAGUAGAUCUAGUUUAUUGAAGGCAAUAUUUUGUUGCUUCGGCUUUGUUUUGUUGAAGGUAUAUGAUUUAGAGAUGAAGAAACUUCAUUGGGUUUUUUCAACAAUCAGUGGACAUUUUUUGUCAAAAAUUUGUGAUAUUUUUCAAAUUCAUUAUGUGAACUCUUUUUUCUUAAACAUUUUAAUUACCAGGUAUACAACAGAAAAACACAAAACUUUGAAGAAAAAGACCUUGUAGAUAAAUUUAUAUCUUAUGAAAUACUAUGAGGGCUCUUUGGUCUAUUAAGAUUUACAUUUUGAAAGUAUUUAUUGAAUUUGUAAAAAUCUUUUUAAUUAUUGAUGUGUAUUGGUAAGGAUCAGUGUCUUUCAUCAAAAAACAAAAAAAAAUGUUGUACCAGUUUCAAUUGUUUAAGUUUCCUGUCCUGUAAAUUAGUAAAUAUUUGGUGUUAUCUAUUUUUUAAUAUUUUACCUGGUGAUAAGAUGUGGGAAGCGGUGAUCUGUUACUAAAUAUGGUACUAUACCUGUCAAUAAUUUGAUAUUCAGUGGUGUUUAUUCCAGUCUUUGGACCCUUUUCAUGGUAUAGUAUCAAACCUCUACAACAAACUGACAGGUUCAAGCCGUAAUUGGUCCAGUGUGUUUCCAGUUUUCAUUGGCGCAUAGUAAUGAUGAAAGCUUGCUUUCUUGCUUCCUGUAGGAAUAUUUUGUAAAAUUGUCACAGGCAACAGAACAAUUUUUGCUUCUCAUGAAAACAAAAAAGGGAAUAUUUUAAAAAUGACCUGUACAGUAAUUGUAUAAAAUUUAUGUACAUGGUAUAUGAAACGGAUCCAGGACAUUUCACCCGUAUGGACAUAUCACCUUGGGGCAUUUCUGCGUAUAUUUAUCACCAGGUAUUUGAUAAAAUUUUGAGUGGGUUUGUAUGGAAGUGUAUUAUGUAUUAUUUAGCAGAUUUAAUUUUAUCUUCAGCAAAAUCUUUGAUUUUGAAUCACAUUUUGCUGCUUUGAAAACUAUGAAUUUGUUUUAUAAUUUUGGAAUGAUGGAAGAUUGCUCUUUCCAUUCAAGUUCUUUAUUUUUCACGUAACGGUAGGGAGCUCGAGACCUCGAUCUAAGGGUGGUUUAUAGGGGCCUAUAUACUGAAACGUGGUAACCGCUGGCACCGCUUAGCCAGAGAGUUAUGUGGACCCGAUCCCGGUAUAAUGCUUACAAAAUGCUACCCCCUCAUUCAUUUCCGAUGCCUUCGCGUUAGAUUCGCCCUGAAUGCUCAUAUAGCACGGCAAUUCUGAAAGCUAAAAUAUUUACGCACAUUUUGUCACAAUCGUUACUGGAGUGUACAUAAGUAUUCUCCUGUAAAUCUUAGCCGAAGUCGAAAAUAGGCUUGUCACAUGCUGCCAUGUUUUUAAAAUCUACAACAGAGAAUGUCUUGGUCAACAUAAUUUAUUGGAGUUUUGCACGGUAAAUGCGUGUAUUGGUUCAUUUGCACGGAUUUUUGUGGCGCGGAGUUUCUACGCGCAAAGCUGUUUUAAAUACCACUGUGAUAUGGGGUUAGGCUGUGAUCUACGCCUAACCCCAUAUUAAAAGAUCACAGUCGAGUUCCUCGGCUGCCAGAAGCGAUGUUAUAAUAAUGGGAGAUAACUCUCAUAUGCCUUGUUAGGUUUCAACGACACGCGUCGCAUGGCGUCGAACCGCCUAGUAUAUCCUUACAGGCUGGCCCUUUUAGUUCGCUGAAGGAUUUCAGUACCCAACCUUUAUUUUCUAGCAGACUCAACGUCCCGGUCUUCCACUUCGGGAAGUGUACAUCGGGGACACGUAUUUUAUGUAGUAUGCUGUACUCAAGAAUAGUUCAAUUACACGACGGCGGCCAGCAUUUUGGAGGAAACCAGUCAGAAUAUGGGGGAAACCGACGACCAUCCGUAGGUUGAUGGCAGACCUUCCCACGUACGGUCGGAGUUUGAGCGACCGCAUUGGUGAGGUUCCUUAAGUGCAAAUGCGCCGCACUGGCACGCUAACACGAAGGCCAAUAUUGGCGAUGUAAUAUUGUCACAGCGGUCGGCGUCAGCCCGUUCUUACAUUUUCUUGUUAACACUCUUAUCUCAGUUUAUUUAUUAUUUGUUUCAUUGAUGUGUUGCUGAAGAAUAUUUCACUUAAACGACGUUGUCCAUCGUUGUGGUCGGAGAAAACCGAGAAGCGCUAGGGGAAAACGCACGACAAUCCCCAAGUUGUUGCCAGCUAGAUCUAUUUCAGUUUGCCCAAAGUUCAUUAAACUUACAGGUCUACACCACACUUACAGCUGAAGAACACUGGAUUUUCUGCGACCUCGACCUAUUUUUUUCAAGGGCAGUUGAUGAAGUAAAAUCUUGUGAAAAGGCUUAUAAAUAUCGAUUUGUAAGCUUGGGUAACAUGUAAACCUUGACAUUCAGAUGAACGCUAUUUUAUUUCGAUGUUCUGAGAUCAAUCGUUCAUCCGUGUGCAUGGUCCUUUCUUGGUAAACACAAUGUAUCUCUUGAAGUUAAAGCCGAGGAGUUCUGCUUGCGUUGCGCGGUAUUUUUCUGGUGACAGCCAUUCCUUGAUGGAUAUAGCAUUAUUUAUCCAUUGCAAAGUGCGAAAAUAAAUCGAAAUAAGCGAAAUGGUUGCGUUUGUGUAGUUUAACUUACCAGCAGUUAAGAUGGAUCAUGCAGUUACUUAUAUAAGCCUAUACAUGUGCGUAUAAAUAUUUACUUAUUUGAUUAUUGUUUUACGCUGUACUCAGAAAUAUUUACGACGCUCGUGUGGCAUAUUGUGCCGUCCAAAUUUUUGUUAAAAGCCUGUCUUCUAGCAAUAUGUAGGAUUUAGGGUGGGAAAAUCUCUAUACCUCGCGGCAGCAUAGAUAAAGCAUGUACAUGCCUCGCAAUCUGGAGA
This is a messenger RNA of Liolophura sinensis, 3781 nucleotides long. RefSeq names its product transmembrane protein 187-like. The coding region runs from base 249 to 1127 and encodes 292 amino acids. The transcript has 2 exons. The record is from RefSeq and is a predicted model, not a curated record. Gene Ontology annotation, cellular component: transport vesicle. Lineage: Eukaryota; Metazoa; Mollusca; Polyplacophora; Chitonida; Chitonidae.